UGACCAGAGAUCCCGUUUGGGAUCUUUAAAACAGCUACUUUCGGGUAGUCGUGGUGAACAAGUUUGAGCUUGUAUGAAAUUGACGCUUUGGCAACUCAUAGCUACACUCCUCUGCUCUUUGAAUCAACCAAUCAGAAGCCGCCAGGCCCUCGCACAAAAGCUGGAGGGCCUUCGACAGACACCGCAGUCGUGCGCAAGUUGGAAAACAGUGAAGACGUGCCGCAGUCACCUCCAAGUUCCCCCCCCCCCUCCGAACUUCAUAAUCAUGGUAAGCACACAGUGACUGUGGGAUAGUGAAGCCUAGUGAUAUACUUACCUUUUGAUGUUGGUUUGAAGGGCUGUAGUGUUACUGACGUGUCGUAGUGACAAAAAAAAAAAGUAUAGAUCCCUUGCGGGAUACUUCGGUCGUUCUUAGGCGGACCACGCUCAUCCCAUGAGGGAUGUAUCGGACCGUAACGGUUACAACGGCCAGUAGAAUACGACGUCAAGUAAUUUUUUUUAGUGCUUGUUUUAGACAUUUGUGAAUAAUUUUAACAAUAUUUCUAGAUAUAAUAGUGAUGAUUUAUAGAUGUUAGGCUCAUGUGCAUAUAAAUUAUUACCUUACAAGGGAUUGAAUGAUAGGUUUUUGUUAGGGAAAGUUACAUUUUUCUUUCAUUACAUGAUUUUAAAGUUUUUUGUUUUAUUUUUGCAGUUUCAAAGCAGUAUGUUUUAUGGGCAAUGCAAUGCUGCAUUGGAGACUCAGGAACGUGUACCAUGGGUAGCCCCUGAUGAUGCUGAAGGAAGUGAUGUCGACGUGAGCCCUUUGGACAUUGACAGUGAUGAUGACGACCCUACCUACGUUCCUGACGAAGGUCUUACUCAGGACGAUGCCUUUGACCCUCCUAACUCUAGAGCUCGCAAGGUCAAUGUUGUUGUCCCUCAAGCGAUGCCUAUGGAAGAGGAAGGUGAGCCUAACCCUAAGAGGUCUCGUGCUGAUGAAUGGAAGAAGGAAGACAUUGAUAUCCGUGCCCUGCCCAACUUCAUUCAUCAGAAGCCUGACUAUUUGAGGGAACCUUAUGAAUAUUUCUCCCAGUUCUUCACAACUGAAUUGAGGGAACACAUUGUGUAUCAAUCCAACCUGUACUCAAGACAGAAGGAUGUAGGCAGCAACUUCCACAUGUCAGAAGAGGAUCUCAUGGUUUUCCUUGGCCUCAUCGUGUACAUGGGCCCGGUUCCUCUCCCUAGCAUAGUUGACUUCUGGGCCGUGAAGACCAGGAUUCCUCAAGUUGCAGACUUCAUGUCCAGGAACCGCCUCAAGGCAAUUCGAUCUUCCCUUCACUUCAGCGACAAUGACCAGGCAGCUGCAUCCCAAGAUCGGUUCUUCAUGGUGAGAGUCCCCUUCACCAAGGUCACCAGAGAGUUCCUGAAAGUUCCUGAGACUCCUAUCCACUCCAUUGAUGAAGUGAUGGUCGCCUAUAAGGGCACAAGGGCUGGUAACCUUCGCCAGUAUGUCGCAAAGAAGCCUGACAAGUGGGGCUUCAAGUUGUUCUGCCGCUCCAGUGUGGAUGGGUUUUGUGCAUGAUAUUCUCAUGUACCAAGGGGAGACAACCUUUGUGAGCCACCAUACUAUGCUAUCUGAAGAGGAGAAAGCCAUGUCUGUAACUUCCAAGUUUGUUGUCGCCUUAGUGAAUACCAUCAAGGACCCCAGAAACUCAGCAGUGUAUGCAGACAACUACUUCACAAGUAUAGGGUUGGCCAAGUACCUGAGAUCACAGUAUGGAUGCCGGUAUGUGGGCACUGCCAGGGAAAACCGAGUUGGUCAUCCUCCCCUGACGUCUGUGAAGGAGAUGAACA
Macrobrachium nipponense is the source of this 1833-nucleotide messenger RNA. Its product is annotated as piggyBac transposable element-derived protein 3-like. The transcript is spliced from 2 exons. Lineage: Eukaryota; Metazoa; Arthropoda; Malacostraca; Decapoda; Palaemonidae. The record is from RefSeq and is a predicted model, not a curated record. Bases 569 to 1561 code for a protein of 330 amino acids.